This is a messenger RNA of Cuculus canorus (common cuckoo), 805 nucleotides long. It is a transcript of the gene IER3IP1, whose product is annotated as immediate early response 3 interacting protein 1. Gene Ontology annotation, biological process: endoplasmic reticulum to Golgi vesicle-mediated transport. The coding region runs from base 69 to 317 and encodes 82 amino acids. The record is from RefSeq and is a predicted model, not a curated record. NCBI's taxonomy places the organism in Eukaryota, Metazoa, Chordata, Aves, Cuculiformes, Cuculidae. Gene Ontology annotation, cellular component: endoplasmic reticulum membrane; COPII-coated ER to Golgi transport vesicle; Golgi membrane. The transcript is spliced from 3 exons.
AAGCAAGCCCCGCCCCUUCCCGGAAGCGGCGCCACAUCCCGCGCGGUGGCUCUGUGGGGGGGCGCGCAAUGGCGUUCACGCUGUACUCGCUGCUGCAGGCCGCGCUCCUCGUUGUUAACGCCGUCGCCGUCCUGCACGAGGAGCGCUUCCUCCGCCACGUUGGCUGGGGAAGUGAUCAAGGGAUUGGAGGAUUUGGCGAGGAACCAGGAAUUAAAGCACAGCUAACCAACCUUAUUCGAUCCAUACGAACGGUUAUGAGAGUGCCGUUGAUAGCAGUGAACUCCCUUACAAUCAUUCUCCUCCUGUUGUUUGGCUGAAGAAACCUGGUGAAAACCUCUCGGACACCCAAAGAACCAAGUUGAUGACCAUCUCUGCUCUGAGUUUUCGGGGAUCCAGCACUGUUUAGCUGCUGAUUUGACAUUCGACUUAAAAUAAUAAAAGACACUCUUUUUAUUUAUCCUAUUUCCUAAUGUUCAUUAACCAAGAUAUGGGGAUCAAUGCAACAACGCUGCAGAUAUAUUGGACUGUGACAAGUUCCGUUGCUGCCUGUCAAUUGCUUUGACUGUUAGAGUGUGCAUCAUAACUGCAGUCAUUUUCGAUGGGAUGCAGUUCUUAAAUGUCUCCUUGCUCAGGGAUGGAUUUCCUUCAGUACACUUCCCAAUUUAUUUUUAAAUUGAGAAAAACAACAUUGGUUUUUAUUUCAGUUACCACCUAUUGAAUUAGGCUCUGAAAAUGUGUUGCAAAUUGUUGAAGUACAGUUGUAAAACUGACUGGGUGAAGUCCUGGCUCAGUUCACUCUGGAAGU